AUGCCACCAAAGGGAUGGAGAAAGAACGCAGAGGGUCAAUACCCUCAACCAAACAAAGAUACAGAAGUAGUAUCAAUCGAUGAAAUCUUAUUCCCCAAAGCAACAAUUCAAAAACUUGCCAAGGCAAUGAUUGUUGAUGAUGAAAAUAAUUCCAAUAAUAUGUCACUUGCAAAGGAUUCCUUACAGGCUUUACAAAGAUCUGCUACUGUUUUCGUAUCACAUUUGUUAUUUCAUGCUCGUCAGGUUUCCAAGGAGGCUAAUAGAAAGACAGUGAGUGCACAAGAUAUGUUGGCUGCGAUUGAGAAGGCGGAAUUUGGUGGGUUUAUACCGGAGAUUAAGCAGAAGUUGGCAUCAUAUGAGGAAGUCAUGAAUGAAAAGAAGCAGCAGAAGGCUAGUGAAAGGAGCGCUAUGUCGGCUGAAUCUGUAGCUGAGGGAGAUGAACAAGUAAGUUCGAAAAAGAUUAAACUUGACUCUGUGGUCCUGGAAGAUAGAACGGAUGUUGAAGUAAUCGAAUCUGGAGAAGACGAGGAAGAAGAAGAAGAAGAAGAAGAAGAAGAAGAAGAAGGAGAGGAUGAAGAAGUAAUUGAGGUUAUCGAUGAUGAAGACGAAGAGAUCGAAGAAGAUGAAGUUGAAGGUGAUCAUAUUCAAGGUACAGACAACAAUCCAAUUACAGUGCUAUCCAAGGAAGAAGGUGAGCUUCAAGGUAGCGAACCAGAAGAUAGAAAUACAAGUGCAGAUGAAGAUGAAGAUGACGAUGAUGAAGAUGACUAG
This is a messenger RNA of Hemisphaericaspora subhashii, 771 nucleotides long. RefSeq names its product DNA polymerase epsilon noncatalytic subunit (gene DPB4). Gene Ontology annotation, biological process: heterochromatin formation; leading strand elongation; DNA damage response. Gene Ontology annotation, cellular component: epsilon DNA polymerase complex; CHRAC. Gene Ontology annotation, molecular function: protein heterodimerization activity; chromatin DNA binding. The record is from RefSeq and is a predicted model, not a curated record. Lineage: Eukaryota; Fungi; Ascomycota; Pichiomycetes; Serinales; Debaryomycetaceae. Bases 1 to 771 code for a protein of 256 amino acids. The transcript has a single exon.